GAUCAAUGUUGCCACGUAGCCAAAUCUCACUCCCACACAAAACAAAAAUUGCCUGCCUUUAUAUGGAAUGAAGAAAAAUCGAAUUUUGUAACUACUUUUGACUUUAAAAGCCACACGCCGUAUACGGCACACCAAAUGACCAAAAAUUUUGACCACUUUUUCUUUAAUGUCUGUCUUCUUAAAACUUAAAAGCUUGUGUCCCACUACUCACUCUCUUCUUCACCUCUUCAAGUCACAGUGACCAAAAUCACACACUAUGGAUCCAAAUGAAUCUCCACCAAUCCAAUUUCGCCACGUGGUGGCCAUGCCUUAUCCAGGUCGAGGACACAUCAACCCAAUGAUGAACCUCUGCAAACGCCUUGUCCGUCGAUACCCUAACCUUCACGUCACCUUCGUAGUCACAGAAGAAUGGCUCGGGUUUAUUGGAUCCAACCCGAAACCUGACCGGAUCCAUUUCGCAACUCUCCCUAAUCUCAUCCCCUCCGAGCUCGUCCGGGCCAAAGACUUCAUAGGCUUCAUUGAUGCGGUCUACACAAGAUUGGAAGAGCCGUUCGAGAAGCUUCUUGACGGCCUUAAUUCGCCGCCUCCGAGUGCGAUCAUCGCCGACACUUACGUCAUUUGGGCAGUGCGAGUCGGCAGAAGAAGGAAUAUUCCGGUGGUUUCUCUCUGGACCAUGUCAGCCACAAUUCUCUCUUUCUUCCUUCACUCUGAUCUACUCAUAAGUCAUGGCCAUGCUCUGUUCGAACCAUCAGAAUCUAAAGAAGAAGAGGUUGUUGAUUACGUCCCCGGUUUACCUCCGACUAAACUCCGAGAUUUGCCUCCUAUAUUCGAUGGUUACAGCCACCGAGUUUUCAAGACAGCCAAAUUGUGUUUCGAUGAGCUUCCGGGAGCUAAGUGCCUACUUUUCACCACUGCUUAUGAGCUCGAACCCAAAGCCGUUGACGCUUUCAGCUCCAAGCUUGAUAUCCCGGUCUACGCUACUGGUCCUUUAAUACCAUUUGAAGAACUUUCUGUCCAAAAUGAUAACAAGGAACCUGAUUACAUCCGCUGGCUUGACGAGCAACCGGAAAGCUCUGUACUUUACAUAUCUCAGGGGAGUUUUCUCUCGGUUUCGGAAGCUCAGAUGGAAGAAAUAGUGAAAGGAGUAAGAGAAAGUGGAGUCCGGUUCCUUUGGGUGGCUCGUGGAGGCGAAUCGAAGUUGAAGGAGACUUUAGAAGGUAGCUCGGGUGUUGUUGUGAGCUGGUGUGAUCAGCUUCGUGUGCUCUGCCACGCGGCUGUAGGCGGGUUUUGGACACAUUGCGGGUUUAACUCAACAUUGGAAGGGAUAUAUUCGGGAGUACCGAUGCUGGCGUUUCCGUUGUUUUGGGAUCAGAUUUUGAAUGCUAAGAUGAUUGUUGAGGACUGGAGAGUCGGAAUGAGGAUCGAGAGGGCGAAAAAGGCGGAGUUGUUGAUAGGGAGAGAGGAGAUUAAGGAAGUAGUGAAAAGGUUUAUGGAUAGAGAGAGUGAAGAAGGGAAAGAGAUGAGAAGAAGAGCUUGUGACCUUAGUGAAAUCAGUCGAGGAGCUGUUGCGAAAAGCGGUUCGUCUAAUGUUAACAUUGAUGCUUUCGUUAGGCAUGUUACCAAUACAAAUUAAGGCUCAAUGAGGUUUUGUUGUUUCAAUACAAAUUCAGGCUCAAUGACAUGUUCACUAAAUCAUAUGUAUCUUUUGAACUACAUAUAAGAAUGACUUGAAACCACCACCAAAUUAAAGCUAA
Molecule: messenger RNA, 1754 nt
Organism: Arabidopsis lyrata subsp. lyrata
Lineage: Eukaryota; Viridiplantae; Streptophyta; Magnoliopsida; Brassicales; Brassicaceae
Product: UDP-glycosyltransferase 87A2
Exons: 2
Coding region: 257-1633 (458 amino acids)
Molecular function (GO): UDP-glycosyltransferase activity
Source: RefSeq, a predicted model, not a curated record